Messenger RNA from Monomorium pharaonis (pharaoh ant), 2704 nucleotides. RefSeq names its product transcription factor kayak (gene kay). Lineage: Eukaryota; Metazoa; Arthropoda; Insecta; Hymenoptera; Formicidae. The transcript is spliced from 3 exons. Gene Ontology annotation, molecular function: DNA-binding transcription factor activity, RNA polymerase II-specific; RNA polymerase II cis-regulatory region sequence-specific DNA binding. The coding region runs from base 382 to 1491 and encodes 369 amino acids. The record is from RefSeq and is a predicted model, not a curated record. Gene Ontology annotation, cellular component: nucleus. Gene Ontology annotation, biological process: regulation of transcription by RNA polymerase II.
GUGUUAAAGAGGCGUCGGUGGCGGACGCAGUGGUGACGACGAACUCUUCGACAAGUGAGAAGAAACGAGCGCACGAGGGUGGUGCGGUUACAAAGAAGGGGGUGCGAAUCGAGAUUAGGAGGAGGAGGAGGAGGAGGAGGAGGAAGAACGAAGCGUACACCGACGCCCGAACGAUCUUCUUACGAACGAACGAUCGACUGAAAUACAUCAUUUAUUCUUCAUUACUUAUUUCCGCUUUCUCAAUCCCGCUGUUUAUCCCCUUUCCCCGUCCCCGUCCCCUUCCCACGACUUCCCGCACGCAUUAUCUCUCACUAUCUCACCGUCAUAUUUUCGACGACGAACAAACGAACAAACUGAACGAAUAAACCGAUCCCUCGAGCUAUGGCAGCGACCGCCAUGGACCCGGUCGACAUUGCGAAUAUACUCGCGCAGGAGUUGCUUUAUCAGCAGCUGGUAUCUCUGGACGGGUUGCACAGUGGAGUGCCGACCAGGACGACGCCGACGCUGACGCCGACCACCCUCCGUAGCAUCGAGCAAACGUUCCUGGAGCUGACGAGCGAGUCGGCGUCGCACAGUCGCGAGGCCGGCUUUGUACCACCGCUGGUUGAACCGUCGCAGCCGACCCCGGCACAAACGCAAAACACAACGGCGGUACAUCUCCCGGCACCGACGACCACCCUCGUCGAGACCCAGCAGCAAACACAGCCGCAGCAGCACCAACAACAGCAUCAACAACAGCAGCAGCCAGUUAGACGCAACAUGGGUGGCAGGCGGCCCACCAGAACGAUCGGGAUGACCCCCGAAGAGGAGGAGAGGCGACAGAUCCGACGCGAAAGGAACAAGAUGGCAGCGGCGAGAUGCCGCAAGCGAAGAAUGGAUCACACCAAUGCCCUACUCGAAGAAACCGAGGGCUUGGAACAGAAAAAACAGAGCUUGCAGGAGGAGAUCGACCAGCUGAAGCAGGUCAAAGAGGAACUGGAAUUUAUUUUGGAUGCCCACAGGCAGGUCUGUCGUCGUUCGCUACGCCCCUCGUCCCCGCUAGAUAUAAAACCCGUGAUAAAGAACGAUCUCCCGGUCGAGGAUCAAUUUGCCGCCGAUUCUGUGAAAGGCGACGGUAACACGACGGUAACAGCCGCGGCAACGAGACCGAAUAGACCUAAUUCAUUACCGGUCGGAUUGGACAACAAUAACAGACUGAAUUCUCUGACGAUGUUCGUGGAGCCGAAAGAGAGACCGGACACCCUCGCUUUCAAGACGGUGGAGACACCAGCCUUCAUGAAGCCGACGAUGGAUAUAGCCGGUAUGCCGAUUACCACUCCGACCAGCGGCAUACCGUUUAACUUUGAGUCUCUAAUGGAAGGCGGUACCGGUCUCACGCCAGUCUCGACACCCCUGAUACCGUCGUGCUCGACGCAACAGAGAAAUAACCAUCUGUCCGCCGUGGAUCUCAGCUCCCCGGAUGCGAAUCCCCCGAAGCUCGUGAGCUUGUGACGCCACGAUGACAUGGUGGAGCACGGCUCCAACGAGGAAAACGAUCCCGAAUGAGAAACGGGAGUACCAUGACGCGAAGGAUUUUUACACGGGGGAGCAGAAGUAUUAUGCGCGUGCUCUUUACAACGAAAUUUUUGAUCGCUCUUAAAAGCUCUUUUCCGAUUUUGCUUAAUAAUAGUUGGCGUUUCUUCUCUUUACACGUAUCUCUCUUUCAAAAUCUCAAUACGAGUAUGUAGAAAAGAUUUGUGUUUAUAUUGUAAUGGCUGCGAAUGAUUUGAUUUUCAGUAUUUUCCUACUCGUAGACCAAUGACAAGACCAAUAAACAAAUAUUGUCAAUCUAACUUUUAAAAUGUAAUUUUGUGUACAUAUAAUAAAAUGAUAUUUUCUCGUUACAAAUUGUAAGCGAGAGAUAUGCUUGAAAAGAAAAAGCGACAGCUGUUUGCGCCUUGAAGAAAAUUGUCGCAGAUAUGAGCAAUAAUGUCUGCAUACAAGUGAUACAAGUAUAAUUUAACGUUUAAAAUAACGAAUUAGAAAUAAUGAAUGUAAGAUUUGUCAUUUUAUAAACGAUUCAACAAGUAAAAUUUUAUACUAUAAUUCUAUAUUGUAAAAAUAAAAAAUUUAAACAUAAGACAAAACAAGAUUAGCUCAAACCUCUAAGUACAUUAAGGAGUCUUAAGAGCUCUUGAAUUGCGCUUAAGAUUGAUCAACAACAGUUCGCAUAACUCAACAUUUAAUAUUAUAGAGCGGAUAAAUAAAAAAUAUACGAACGCGAGAAUUCCUAAAUUGUCUCCGACAUUUUUUUGUGACGUCAAAACUGAAAACUCGCUUUGUGCUAUCCGCAAUGGUAUAAAUUUUUGUAUGCGGCUGUCGUUUUUCCAGUCUCAUGCGACAUUAUAACAUUUAAUCCCUCCAUACAAUAUAAUAUAUACAUAUAUUUUAUGACGUAUGACAUUUUUGCAUGAUCUUAAGCAAUAUUAAUAUAUUUAUACGCGACUGCUAGCUAUGAUGCCUGGAAGCCGUGAAUUUCUGAUAGUCCAUUAGCGAUUUUUUGCUUCGGUUUAGCCCCAAGGUUAGCCCAAGCUCCUGAUUAGAGCUUUCCGUAUCAUAUUUGGUAGUCGCUAUUGAGAAUUGUAUAUGGAGAUUGUAACGCACCAAUGAUAAUGUUGCAAUAUAUUUUGAUUAGAUUGAGUCAAUAAAAUGAAGUGAAAUUGUA